AUGGCCGACAAGCCAAUCAACUUCUCCGAGCAUGUGCAGCUCACAAACGUCGGCAUCGCUGCCGACAGCAUCUCGUUCGCAAACGUAACCCUCGAAUCCGAAAACUUCGUCUGCGUCCGCGAGAGCAUCAACGGCACCAACUCGGUCGUCAUCGUCAACCUCAACGACGUCAGCGAUGUCAUGCGCAGACCCAUCACCGCCGACUCGGCCAUCAUGAACCCCGUCCAGAAAAUCAUCGCGCUCAAGUCCGCGCGGCAGCUCCAGAUCUUCAACAUCGAGGCAAAGGCAAAGGUCAAGUCGCAUCUCAUGAACGACGACGUCACCUUCUGGAAGUGGAUCAACAACACCACCCUCGGCCUCGUCACCGAGUCCGCCGUAUUCCACUGGUCCAUCGAGGGCGACUCCGCGCCCACCAAGGUGUUUGACCGCCACGUCAGCUUGCAAGGCACCCAGAUCAUCAACUACCGCGCAAGCCAAGACGAAAAGUGGCUCGUCCUCGUCGGCAUCUCGGGCAACACCUCGGGCGCACCCAACGCCUUCCGCGUAAAGGGAUCCAUGCAGCUCUACUCGCGCGAACGCGGCGUCUCCCAACCCAUCGAGGGCCACGCCGCCGCCUUUGCCGAGCUCAAGUCCGACGCCGCCCCCAACCCCUUCAAGCUCUUCACCUUUGCCAACCGCACCGCCACCGGCGCAAAGCUCCACGUCGUCGAGAUCGACCACCAGAACGGCCAGCCCGCCUUCACAAAGAAGGCCGUCGACGUCUUCUUCCCGCCAGAGGCCACCAACGACUUCCCCGUCGCCAUGCAGGUCAGCAAGCGCUACGGCAUCGUCUACCUCGUCACAAAGUACGGCUUCAUCCACCUCUACGACCUCGAGUCCGGCGCCUGCAUCUACAUGAACCGCAUCUCCGGCGACACCAUCUUUGUCACCGCAGAGCACGAAUCCACCAGCGGCAUCAUCGGCAUCAACCGCAAGGGUCAGGUCCUCUCCGUCUCGGUCGACGAAAACACCGUCAUCCCCUACAUCCUCAGCACCCUCAACAACUCCGACCUCGCCUUCAAGCUCGCCUCCCGCGGCGACCUCCCCGGCGCAGACGACCUCUACCUCCAGCAGUUCCACUCGCUCUUCUCCACCGGCCAGUACGGCGAGGCCGCAAAGAUCGCCGCCAACUCGCCCCGCGGCAUCCUUCGCACCUCCCAGACCAUCGAGCAGUUCAAGCAGGUCCCUAACCAGCCAGGCACCCUCUCCCCCAUCCUCCAGUACUUUGGCAUCCUCCUCGAAAAGGGCUCGCUCAACAAGUUCGAGUCCCUCGAGCUCGCCCGCCCCGUCCUCAACCAGGGCAGGAAGCACCUCCUCGAAAAGUGGCUCAAGGAGUCCAAGAUCGAGUGCAGCGAGGAGCUCGGCGACAUUGUCCGCCAGCACGACAUGAACCUCGCCCUCAGCGUCUACCUCCGCGCCAACGUCCCCAACAAGGUCGUCGCCUGCUUUGCCGAGACCGGCCAGUUUGACAAGAUCGUCCUCUACGCCAAGAAGGUCGGCUACACCCCCGACUACGCAGCCCUCCUCCAGCACAUCGUCCGCACCAACCCCGAGAAGGGCGCCGAGUUCGCCACCAGCCUCGUCGCCGACGACGCCGGCCCGCUCGUCGACAUCGAGCGCGUCACCGACAUCUUCAUGAGCCAGAACAUGAUCCAGCAGGCCACCAGCUUCCUCCUCGACGCGCUCAAGGACAACAAGCCCGAACAGGCCCACCUCCAGACGCGCCUGCUCGAGAUGAACCUCGUCAACGCUCCUCAGGUCGCCGACGCCAUCCUCGGCAACGACAUGUUCACCCACUACGAUCGUCCCCGCAUCGCCAACCUCUGCGAGAAGGCCGGCCUCCUCCAGCGCGCCCUCGAGCACUACGAGGACAACGCAGACAUCAAGCGCGUCGUCGUACACACCAACCUCCUCCAGCCAGACUGGCUCGUCUCCUACUUUGGCAAGCUCACCGUGGAACAGUCGCUCGAGUGCCUGCGCGAGAUGCUCAAGGUCAACAUCCGCCAGAACCUCCAGGUGGUCGUCCAGAUCGCCACAAAGUACUCGGACCUCCUCGGCCCCGUCAAGCUCAUCGAGAUGUUCGAGUCCUUCAAGUCGUUCGAGGGCCUCUACUACUACCUCGGCUCCGUCGUCAACCUCUCCACCGACCCCGAGGUCCACUUCAAGUACAUCCAGGCCGCCACCCGCACCGGUCAGAUCCGCGAGGUCGAGCGCAUCUGCCGCGAGUCCAACCACUACAACCCCGAAAAGGUCAAGAACUUCCUCAAGGAGGCAAAGCUCUCGGACCAGCUGCCGCUCAUCAUCGUCUGCGACCGCUUCGACUUUGUCCACGACCUCGUCCUCUACCUCUACCAGAACAUGCUCAUCAACUUCAUCGAGGUCUACGUGCAGCGCGUCAACUCGUCGCGCACCCCGCAGGUCAUCGGCGGCCUGCUCGACGUAGACUGCGACGAGGGCGUCAUCAAGAACCUCCUCCAGUCCGUCACCGGGCCCAUCCCCGUCGAUGAGCUCGUCGACGAGGUCGAGAAGCGCAACCGCCUCAAGCUCAUCCUCCCCUUCCUCCAGUCCAAGGUCGAGGCCGGCUCCCAGGACCAGCCGCUCUACAACGCCCUCGCCAAGAUCGCCAUCGACAGCAACAACAACCCCGAGGCCUUCCUCAAGGAAAACAACCUCUACGACCCGCGCGUCGUCGGCAAGUACUGCGAGAAGCGCGACCCCUACCUCGCCUACAUCGCCUACGCCAAGGGCUUCUGCGACGAUGAGCUGAUCGCCAUCACCAACGACAACUCCAUGUUCAAGCACCAGGCGCGCUACCUCGUCAAGCGUCGUCAGCUCGACCUCUGGGCCCAGGUGCUCACCUCGGACAACGUCCAUCGUCGCCAGCUCGUCGAGCAGGUCGCCUCCACCGCCGUCCCCGAGUCCACCAACCCGGACGACGUCUCGGCCACCGUCAAGGCCUUCAUGGCCGCCGACCUGCCGCACGAGCUCAUCGAGCUGCUCGAAAAGAUCAUCCUCGAGCCGUCGGCGUUCAGCGACAACCGCAGCCUCCAGAACCUCCUGCUGCUCACCGCCGUCCGCACCGACAAGGGCAAGGUGAUGAACUAUAUCGACCGCCUCGACGGCUACGAUGUCGAGGAGAUCGCCAAGAUCGCCAUCGACCACGGCCUCUACGAGGAGGCCUUCCGCAUCUUCUCCAAGGCCGAGCAGCACGAGGACGCCAUGAACGUGCUCGUCGAGCACAUUGUCUCCAUCGACCGCGGCCAGCAGUACGCCAACAAGCUCAACCAGCCCGCCAUCUGGUCGCGCCUCGGCAAGGCGCAGCUCGACGGCCUGCGCGUCAAGGACGCCAUCGACUCGUACGUCAAGGCCGAGGACCCGUCCAACUACGACGAGGUCAUCGAGAUCGCCGAGCACGCCGGUCGCGAGGAGGAGCUCAUCCGCUUCCUCCAGAUGGCGCGCAAGAAGGCGCGCGAGCCCAAGAUCGACACCGAGUACGCCUACUGCCUCGCCAAGGCGAAUCGUCUGGGCGACAUGGAGGAGUUCCUCGCCAUGACCAACGUCGCCGACAUCCUGAGCGUGGGUGAAAAGUGCUUCAACGACGAGCUGUACGAGGCCGCCAAGCUGCUCUUUACGAGCGUCUCCAACUACGCGCGCCUCGCCACCACGCUCGUCUACCUGGGCGACUACCAGGGCUCCGUCGACGCCGCUCGCAAGGCGGGCAACACGAGCGUGUGGAAGCAGGUGCAUGCGGCGUGCCUGAGCAAGCGCGAGUUCAAGCUGUCCCAGAUCGCCGGUCUGGCCAUCAUCCCGCACGCCGAGGAGCUGCCGGGCCUCAUCAAGGCGUACGAGAACGAGGGCUUCUUUGACGAGCUGCUCAACCUGCUCGAGCAGGCGCUCGGCCUCGAGCGCGCCCACAUGGGCGUCUUCACCCAGACGGGCGUGGCGCUCGCCAAGUACCGCCCCGAGCGUCUCAUGGAGCACCUCAAGCUGUACUGGUCGCGCUCCAACCUGCCGCAGCUCAUCAAGGUGGCCGAGCAGUGCCACCUGUGGUCGGAGCUGGUGUACCUGUACACCAAGUACGACGAGAUGGACAAUGCGGCGCUCGCCACCAUGGAGCAUGCGGCCGACGCGUGGGACCACGACCAGUUCAAGGCGGUGCUGCCCAAGGUGGCCAACGUCGAGAUCUACUACCGUGCGCUGACGUUCUACCUGGAGCAGCAUCCGCUGCUGCUGAACGAUCUGCUCACGGUGCUGGCCAAGCGCAUCGACCACGGCCGUGUGGUGCGUAUGUUCAAGAAGAAGGACAACGACAACGUGCCGCUGGUGCGCAGCUACCUCAUGUCGGUGCAGCACCACAACCUGGAGGCGGUCAACGAUGCGUACAACGACCUGCUGAUCGAGGAGGAGGACUACGAGACGCUGCGCUCUUCGAUCGAUGGCUUUGACAACUUUGACGCCAUCUCGCUCGCGGGUCGUCUGGAGAAGCACGAGCUGCUCGAGUUCCGUCGGCUGGCGGCGCACCUGUACAAGAAGAACGAGCGAUGGGGCGAGUCGAUUGCGCUGUCCAAGACGGAUAAGCUCUUCCGGGAUGCGAUCGAGACGGCUGCGACGAGCGGGUCGGAGGAGGUGGCCGAGGAACUGCUGGGCUACUUUGUCGACAUUGGCAACAAGGAGUGCUAUGCGGCGACGCUGUUUGCGUGCUACGACCUGAUCAGGCCGGAUGUGGUGAUGGAGCUGUCCUGGAGACAUGGGCUGGGCGACUUUACCAUGCCCUACCAGCUGCAGACGAUGCGCGACCAGAACACGCGGCUGCGCCAGCUGGAAAAGGAGGUGCGCGAACGCGCCAAGAAGGACUCGGACAAGGAGAAGCUCGAGGAGGAUGCGCCGAUCAUUGGGCCCGGCGGGCUGGGUGCACCCAAGCUCAUCACCGCCGGUGCCACGGGCUUGGCCGGCGCGGGUAUGGGCUACCCGAACAACCUCAAUGGCGGCAUGUACAUGCAGCCCACCGGCAUGUUCUAG
Moesziomyces aphidis is the source of this 5058-nucleotide messenger RNA. The record is from the annotation of a GenBank genome assembly. NCBI's taxonomy places the organism in Eukaryota, Fungi, Basidiomycota, Ustilaginomycetes, Ustilaginales, Ustilaginaceae.